ACAGUAAAUACACAUACAAAGCAACCAUUUGAGAAAGAUUGCUUGCAAUUUUCUAAGUAAAAGCCAUUUUACACAAAUGCGCAGCCCAAUUUAAUGUUUGUCUAGCGCUAUCUGCUAACAUUGUUAAAUAAUACUAUAUAGUUUUAUAUACAUAAGAGCCGACCUGACGAUUGUUUACGAAUUGGGAGAGAGCAUGAAGAGCUGAUAACGCUCACAUUUACUGAUAAGCGGAUAAUCGACAGACAGAGAGCUAUUGAGGCUGCAGACGGCAGUAAACAGAAAACAGUUAUUACCGGUUAGGACAAGUGUGCGCACCAUGGCAGCUACCAUCCAGAACGGCAUGAAAGUCGCGCUGAGGAAACACAUGAAGGAGAUCCUCAGCUGCCUAACGCCCGAGGUCAUAGCGAAGCAGUCCCAGGCUGUGACCUCAAGGGUGUUGCAGAAUGAGGCAUUUCGUCAGGCGCAGCGCGUUAGCAUCUAUUUGAGCACCAGCGACGAGCUGGACACCACGGCGAUAAUCCGUGAGAUGUUCAGGCUGGAAAAGAUGGUAUUUGUGCCCAGCUAUCAGGGCACAAAGAUGAAAAUGGUACGUUUGCGGGACAUGCAGGAAUACGAGGGUUUGCCACUGACCAAAUGGAACAUUAAACAGCCGGAUUUUAAGGAAAACCGCGAGGAUGCCAUGACAAAUGGCCAUGGCAUUGAUCUCUUCAUUGUGCCGGGUGUGGCGUUCACGCGUAGAGGUGAUCGCCUGGGCCACGGCAUGGGCUACUACGAUAAAUAUUUAAAGCAGCACGCUGAGAAGUAUCCACACAAGAAGACGACCAUUAUGGCGCUGGCCCUUAACGAACAGAUCGUUAGUGACGAGGAGCUGCCCGUGGAGGAGCACGAUGUGCGCUUAAAUUGUGUUGUUACAGAGAAUACUUAAAUUUAAUCACGUUACGAACAAAUUGUAUAAAUCGAAUAUACACAAAAAUAUUUG
This is a messenger RNA of Drosophila virilis, 979 nucleotides long. RefSeq names its product methenyltetrahydrofolate synthetase (gene Mthfs). NCBI's taxonomy places the organism in Eukaryota, Metazoa, Arthropoda, Insecta, Diptera, Drosophilidae. Gene Ontology annotation, biological process: tetrahydrofolate interconversion; folic acid-containing compound biosynthetic process. Gene Ontology annotation, cellular component: mitochondrion. The record is from RefSeq and is a predicted model, not a curated record. Gene Ontology annotation, molecular function: 5-formyltetrahydrofolate cyclo-ligase activity.